AGUAAGCACCAGGCGAGAGCUUAGUCGGGUCCAGCCAUUCUACCGAGAAAGGAUCUCCAAAAUUAGGCACUCUUAUAUCGACUCCAGAAGCAAAAAAGCUUUCUAGGGCAGAGAGGGAAAUCUCGCUGGCCGAUUGACGUGGCUGAGAGUAAACAGGAGCUCGAAGAUCGUGAUUAUUGGAAGGGAAAAGUUUUUGUUCAAAACACAAAAAUUAUGGCAGAUUUAAAACAAGAAGUUAAACCAGACGAACAACAAAAUUAUGUAGUAGGUACCCAUAGUGAUCCUAAAAAUAUACAAGAACUGACACAAUAUAUACAAAAUCUGCUGCAACAAACGCAGGAUAAAUUCCAAACGAUGUCAGAUCAAAUUACUACAAGAAUAGAUGAAAUGGGAACAAGGGUCGAUGAUCUCGAAAAGAACAUCUCCGAUUUGAUGACACAAGCAGGAGUGGAAGGAGCUGAUAAAUAGAUUCACUAUAAUUGUUUUUCCAUUUUUUUUUUCUUUUUAUACAAGUGUAAUAUAACCAUACGGAGUUGGUUCAUAAUUGUUAUUGUAUUAGUGCGAUUCACACCAAUAAUUAUAAAUAUUUAGAACUUUUUUUUAAAUAUAAUUAUUAACUUUCAUCAAGGGCUUAAUUCACAUAUGUGUGAACGUGCCAACAUAAAUUGUACAUUUAUUCAAAUAUGUUGCGUCAAACCUCUGUUGUAAUAUGUAAUAUAUAAUUAUUUUAUAAUUUGA
This is a messenger RNA of Cimex lectularius (bed bug), 738 nucleotides long. Its product is annotated as heat shock factor-binding protein 1. Lineage: Eukaryota; Metazoa; Arthropoda; Insecta; Hemiptera; Cimicidae. The transcript is spliced from 4 exons. The coding region runs from base 214 to 468 and encodes 84 amino acids. The record is from RefSeq and is a predicted model, not a curated record. Gene Ontology annotation, molecular function: transcription corepressor activity. Gene Ontology annotation, cellular component: cytosol; nucleus. Gene Ontology annotation, biological process: cellular heat acclimation.